CGCUCUGAUCUUUCUUCUUUCUCUAUAUACCUAGUCCCUUCUGAGAGCUCCUCCUCGCUCGAUCGAGUCUCUUUUUCCCGCCAAAGCCCGACACACUCCUUGCCAGUCAUCUUUCUUUCUUUUUCACUCGUGGGUGUCAGACUCGGAUGCAAUUCUUCUCACUGUGAAGAUAAAGAUCUGUUUGUAAAUUUGUAAUUGUCCAUCUGUCUCUGUCCCAGUACUCUCUCUUCUGCCCACUCUCGAGCACUACUCCUAAUAUAAGCGUACCCAAAGGCCAUGUUCUUUCCGUGCUGAAUAUCUUCGAAUUAAAGGAGUUUUCCCACUCCAUAAGGAGUAAAGACCUCUCUCUCUCUGCAUCCUGCAGUACCACUUCACUGAGUCUCUCUUACCCAUUCUCACUUCUGUCUACGCAGAGGCAAUAGAAUCUUCCUGUUUGUCUAAUUUGCUAAUUAAAGCCUUCGCUCUAUUUCCUCUUCGUCAAUUCAAAUUUAGUAUCGUCUAUAUAGCUAACCUUUCCUUCGCUUUGAUCAACGAGUGAUCCAAACAAAAAAACUCCACCCACCUUAAUUCACAGGAUCACAUGUUUCGCUCUACGCUUCUUUGAUGCUUUUGAGAAAACACAUCUGCUAUCGUCGGAUCUCGCAUCAUCGUCUACGACAAGUACCAUGAUAGGAUCCGACGAGAACAGCUUCUAUCAUCACCGCGCCGGCAUGUCCUUGAAGUUCUCAGAGCACAUAUUAACAACGAAAAGUACUAAUUUCACUCGUGAACGGAAAGCUAUGGCUGCCGGUGACUCUGAAAACAAGCUCAAGCUCGUGAGAAUCAUACAAACCGAUGCCGAGGCUACUGACUCCUCCAGCGACGACGAACAAGGAGAGAAGAUCGUACGAAGAGUUAAAAGACUCGUCAGAGUGGUCAGCUUCGAGCGGCCGCCACUUGUCUUCGAGACGCAGAAAAAAGAGCCUUCCAGAAAGAGAGCACCGACAUCGCGAGCAUCCGUCACCACUCACCGGAAUAAGUUCCGAGGUGUCCGGCAGAGGCCUUGGGGUCGCUGGGCCGCUGAGAUCCGAGACCCGAACCGCAGAAAACGGGUCUGGCUCGGUACCUUCGACACGGCUGAAGAAGCAGCCUCCGUGUACGACAAAGCCGCCGUCCAGCUCAAGGGUCCUAACGCCGUCACCAACUUCCCCAACCCCGUCAAGACGGAAUUGGCAGUGGACGUUGAUACGCCGACUACGGAGAGUCCCGGUUCAUCUGACGCGGCUUCCUCCUCCCCGACUUCGGUCCUCCAUAAUUAUGAUGAACCCAUGCCAUUCGACGGCCUCGGUUACGGCGACGUCGACGUUUUCGGGUUCAAUAUUGACGUGCCGUUUAGUUGGCCGGACUUUGUAGUUUCCAGAAAGCACGUGAACCAGAAGGAGGAGGAAGACUUUGGCGAGUUUGACGUCGACGACUUCUUGGCGGACGGAGUUUGCUAAAUUCGGACGGAUACUUUAGGAAUGUCAUCCAACAGUUGUGUCCGAAACAGAGACGUGGCAUGGUUUGAUCGGUGAAAAUACACUGUGACGAGAGUCGAGUGUUAACCAAGAAAGUGGAAGUUGCGAAAGUACCCUCGUUGAUUUUGAUAUUAUAUAUAUAUAUAUAUAUAUAUAGGUAAAUGAAGGUGCGUGAGUGUUAAUAUAUAGAGAGUUAGUCGGGUUAAGUACUAAUACGGCAAUUUUUGUCUCGUGUUAAUAAGGUUUUGUUUCCAUUGUAACUGUGAUUAGGUGUAUUUUUUCAUAAAGAGAGUUGGAAGUGAGUGAUGAGGUACCUUGAGAAGAGAUAUUUAGGCCAAGAAGCAUCGAAAAGCUAAGGGAUUUUGUUGUGACGAUAUUUGUAGCUGUUGUUGUUUAAUACUACGAGAAUAUAUAAUAGUGUAUAUGACUUUGGUC
Juglans regia (Persian walnut) is the source of this 1931-nucleotide messenger RNA. RefSeq names its product pathogenesis-related genes transcriptional activator PTI6-like. NCBI's taxonomy places the organism in Eukaryota, Viridiplantae, Streptophyta, Magnoliopsida, Fagales, Juglandaceae. The transcript has a single exon. Gene Ontology annotation, molecular function: DNA binding; DNA-binding transcription factor activity. The record is from RefSeq and is a predicted model, not a curated record. Bases 666 to 1478 code for a protein of 270 amino acids. Gene Ontology annotation, biological process: regulation of DNA-templated transcription.